This is a messenger RNA of Penicilliopsis zonata CBS 506.65, 3363 nucleotides long. RefSeq lists its product as hypothetical. NCBI's taxonomy places the organism in Eukaryota, Fungi, Ascomycota, Eurotiomycetes, Eurotiales, Aspergillaceae. Gene Ontology annotation, molecular function: metal ion binding. The coding region runs from base 1 to 3363 and encodes 1120 amino acids. The record is from RefSeq and is a predicted model, not a curated record. The transcript has 8 exons.
AUGUCCAACCUGCCUCGUGCCUCUGUAACGCAGGCAUCGCUACCUCCUGAGUAUUGGAAUGGUAUUGAUUCGCUGUAUCAGCAGCCGAACCAUCAUCCCCAGCCAGAGAGCCAGCAGCCACAGCAGCCAUUGGGCAUUGACUGGGACCAUCCCAUCUUUCAACAACAGCAGCAGCAGCCGCCGCCGCCGCAGCAACCACACCCUCCUCCAGACAACAUCUCGCCCCCGCAGGAUGUCAACCAUGGGAUUUAUUCUCGGGACCCUCAGGUUUGGCAACAAACCCCCCUCCAUCAGCCCUUGAUGUCGCCCGCAUCUCAAGGAUAUACCGUGUCCCCGCAAUAUCAGGUCCCGCACUACCCACAGGGCCAAGUGACAUUGGAUCCUUCCGAGAGCUCACCAUUUCCACCGUAUUCUUUCCCUCAGAGCUUUUACUCCCAUCAGAAUCUCCCGGUGCAAGAUGCCUUCUCUCACUCGGUAUCAAGGCAGAGCAUCUCGGCACAACCAUCUCAGCCUACCUCUUUCCAGCCCGCGACGCAUCGAUCUUCUAUCCCACAGUUUUAUUUGCCUACUGGUUAUUCAGAUGGCCUCUCGCAAACAACCGUGAAUUUCCCUAAUGGAUAUAACGAGUCAAUUCCAAAUGUGGCUGGACAACAGACUAUCGAUCCGCAGUUUCUGAAUCCGAUCCAAGUCCAGACCAACCAACAGCCCUUGACAACUGACUUUCGCUUCAUCACGCCGGCUGACUUUGAACGUGCUGGUGAUGGAAAGACAUACCAGCAGUAUUAUCGCACAGCACAGCACUUGGACCCAGCUGGGAUUACCCAACCAAAACUUCUCCCAAAUUAUAGAAACAUUUCGAUUCUUCCACAAGAUCGUGGCGCCCCACCCCCCGUCACCACAGUAAAAAAGGUAGAGGUAAAGAAAAAGAAGACUAGUUCAAAGAAGCAGACAGCCAAGAGUACGACCAAGCUUGCUGCUGUCAACAAUCAGUCGGAUUCUUCGGCUUCGGAUAGCGAGAGCUCUGAUUAUUCAGACCUCGAGAUCGAAGCCCCCGAACCGUCCCCUCUUCCACCUACUCGUCCUGGUGAGCCUAUCCCUGCUGCGCAAUAUGACGCCAUUCAAGCAGUAUGGUCCCCCCGUAACAGACAGCCAAAGAACGACGACAUCAAAAAGGCCAUUGUUGCCUUUAACCAACUCGUCAAAGCUGUAAGGGACGUCUGGAAAGACAAAUGCCAAGCCAUGAAAACAGCAGAGAGUAAAGGCGAGAAAGAUAAAGUUGCUGCACUGCAACAAGAGGCUUCCCUUCAACGCCAGACGAUAGAUGCGAUCAUAGCCGCCACUCUCAAGGAAGGUCACCCAGCUAUCGUUGAGAAUUUGGGUGAGCACCCAAUGACGGUGUCUGUGAUGUACUCUUUUCUCCUUGAUCGCCAUCAGGCUUCUGAUAAUGACGGGGGCCUCACAUUGAACAUACUCAAGCUGCUUUCCCAUUUUGUGACAAUGGACGAGGAUGUCCUGCAGAAAACCAACAUCUCAAAGCUAUUGCCAAGACUUGUGAAGAAAGGAGCAGCAGCUGUAAAAGAGCUCGCUCAGAAAGUCAUGGACAACGCAGCCACAUCAACGAAGAGGAAGCAAGAGUUGACGAACACGGCGCCAAAAGAAGAGUUGCCCAGUAAGAAUGGUGUUCUCAAUGUAAAUGGCGAUGGAAACCGUGCAGAUCUCGUUGGGUCGAAGAGAGGGCGAGAGGGCGAAAACAACGGAUUGCCUCCUAAAAAAAGAGUGGGCGUGACGCCAGUUGUAAAACCUCCUGUGAAGCCCGCUGCUGUAGGAAAUGCCAGCCUCAAGGUGUCAAAAGAAACGCCUCAGGACACCAAGGUUGCAUCCACUGUGACCGCACGCCCCAAGGCGAACAUCGUUGCUCCCAAGCCCACAAAUCUCUUCGGCAGUUUAGCAUCUGCAUCCAAACGCCCCGGAACUUCUAACGCUGAAAGGGCAGCAGCAGCGGCAAAGGCCAGUUCUACAACUGAAAAGAAGGAGACUGUGUCUGCGCCAUCAGCCAAGCCAGCAUUUUCACUUGGUGACAUUAUGGCCGAUCUUAAUAAAGCAAAGGGCCCUGCGGCUAGUAAGCCGGCAGAAGAAGCCCCUCCGGAGACUGAAGAGGAACGUAAAAAGCGGCUUCGUAAAGAAUCCCGACGGAAAUUACGUGUUACUUGGAAGCCGGACAGCUCUCUUACCGAGGUUCGCCUCUUCACCCAUGAUCCUGAAGAAGAACUUGCGCCGAAAGAUGGCUCGCGGGGUGGAGACGUCAAGGGCGAGGGUCGAAUCCUCAAACUUCACCGGGACAUGGACGAAUUGGAGGAAGAAGAAGGCGUUGUUCGAGAGGAGGAACUCCUUCCGUACCACGAGAUUUCUCUGCUUGAGUAUGACGAGAUUACAGCCGAAGACCGCUCGAGAAGCUUCAUCAAGCGUGCAGGUGUUCAAAUCCCAAUUAGCUCUGAGAAGGAUGCUCAAGAGCGAAGGGAGGCCACAACCCUGAUGGUAUUUUACACAUCUCCUGCCGAAUACCCAUCGUCUCCCAAAGAACCUCCUGCACCAGACCCUGAGGAAGCUGUUCCCGAAGAAGUUCCAUUUGGUGAUCUUCCGGAGCAUGUCAAGAGUCGGCAAGAACGUUACUACGCCGUCCUGAACCCGAAGCCUGCGCCCACUGUGCCCACUGUGCAGCCAACCGCAUCGACCGGUCAGUUUGACAUAGCAAAUAUACUCAAAGUCUUUCAAGCGAUGCCAGGCCAGCAGCAGCAGCCAGCUCCACCGCCCCCUGUGCAACAGCCUGCUCCAAUGUCCGACCUGGAGCGAACAAUUAAUCUGUUCCGUCAGCAGCAGCAGCAGCAGCAACAACCACUGCCACCCCAACCGCAAAUACAGCAACCUCCCCAACUUGCUUCUAGUCAACCUGCGGCCGCACAGGGUCUCGAUUUCCAGCAGAUCCUUGGUAUCCUCAAUGCCCAAAACCCCAUGCAAGCGCCUGCUUUUCCUCAAGCAGCUCCACCCCAGCCAGCCAUCGCGCAGAAUUUGGCUGCAUUGGUGUCUCAGUUCACCCAUCAGAGUCAACAAGCCAGCCAGCCCCAGCCCCAACCAUCGCAACAGAAUCAACUCUAUGAGGAUGUCGAACGGAAACGCGGGCACGACUAUGGCGGAGGCUAUGAUGGGGCUAGUGAUGAUAGAUACACCCUGCCCAAGCGAAGUCGCACCAACGGCGACAACACGAAGAGACAUCCCAAAGCUGGCUUGCUGCCUUGCAAGUAUUGGCGAGAGGGACAUUGCCUAAAGGGCGACAAGUGCACCUAUCGUCAUGAUCGCCUGGAUUGA